Linum tenue is the source of this 2658-nucleotide messenger RNA. Lineage: Eukaryota; Viridiplantae; Streptophyta; Magnoliopsida; Malpighiales; Linaceae. The record is from the annotation of a GenBank genome assembly.
UGGCAACACUUUCUGAUUCUCUGGCUUCUGCACAAUUUCCCAAGCCGGUUGUGGAGGUCAGCAAAGAUGCUCCAAAGGUCGGCCAUAUAUGGUUGCAGGCUGUAAGAGACAUUGGAGCUGGAAGAGGUUGAUACUUUUACAGCUCCUCAUGGUGAGAUUUGAUAAAGAAAGCCAAGCCAAGCCAAGCUGCAAGAAAGAAAGAAAGCGUGGAAGGAAAGCCCACUCAAAAUGGAAUAACGAAAGAACGCAACAAAAGGAGACGGCGUUCUGUCAGGUAAUGCCCCCCUCCCUGUAAAUGGCAUCAGUACAUUGGUCGGUUCUGAGCAAGGGACAGACAACCUCUCUCUGCCCUCCUUCCCGCCUGCGCCUGUCAUAUUAUUAUUAUACGAUAAAUAUAUUACUUAUACCAUAGCCACAAGCUCUGCUCUCUACCAUUUCUUGUUUCCAUGGAGGAGGAAUCCCCAAGUACCAGCCGACCCAAGGAGGAUUCUGAAACCCCAGGAGCAGUAAUGCCGAGCCGGCUCCAAUUUGAAUCCUCAGAUCCUCAUCCUGAGUUCGUGGAGCUCGAUCCCACUGGCAGAUAUGGCAGAUGUCUCAUGGUUCUUAAGUUUCGCUCAUACUCCUUUUGCAGUUACAAGGCGUUUGAUGAGUAUCAAGGAAUAGAAGUGGCGUGGAAUCAGGUAAAGCUGCUGGACUCUGUGCAGAGCCCAGGGGAAUUAGAGCGGCUCUACUGUGAAAUCCACCUGCUCAAGACACUGAAACAUGAAAACAUCAUGAAGUUCUACUGUUCUUGGGUAGAUGUCCCCAGCAGGAACAUUAAUUUCGUCACCGAGAUGUUCACCUCCGGCACUCUUAGACAGUAUAGGCUAAAACACAGGAAGGUGAAUAUUAGAGCUGUGAAGCAUUGGUGUAGGCAAAUUUUGAAAGGGCUUCUUUAUCUCCACAGCCAUGACCCUCCAAUUAUCCACAGAGAUCUCAAAUGUGAUAACAUAUUCAUUAAUGGCAAUCAAGGAGAGGUUAAGAUUGGUGAUCUUGGCCUAGCUGCAAUCCUCAGGAAAUCAUAUGCGGCACCUUGUGUUGGAACUCCGGAGUUCAUGGCUCCAGAGGUUUAUGAAGAGGAAUACAAUGAACUAGUGGACAUAUAUUCAUUUGGGAUGUGUGUGUUGGAGAUGGUUACAUUUGAGUAUCCAUACAGUGAAUGCACCCACGCUGCUCAGAUUUACAAGAGAGUUGCGGCGGGUAAAAAGCCAGAUGCUUUAUACAAACUGGAAGAUUUAGAGCUGAGACAGUUUGUUGAGAAAUGUCUGGCCACUGUUUCCAGUAGACUCUCUGCUAGAGAGCUUUUGAUGGACCCUUUCCUCCAGAUUGAUGAUUACGGGAGCUUCAAUGGUGGAAGCCCUUUGGUUGGACGGCCUUUAUCAUUUGAUCAUACUGGCCAUUACCUUGGUUAUGAUCUUGAGUACCCUCCUCCUGUUGAUUGCGACAGUGAAAUUGAUCUGUAUGUUUGUGAAGAGGACAAGCAUUUCACAGAUGUUGAGAUUGCAAUUCAUGGUAGGAAUGGAGAUGAUGAUGGCAUCUUUUUGAGGCUCAGAGUUUCAGACGUAGAAGGCCGCAUUAGGAACAUCUAUUUCCCGUUCGAUGUUGAGAAUGACACUGCCAUGAGUGUCGUUAGUGAAAUGGUUUCCGAGCUUGCCAUUUCUGAUAAAGAUGCAAUCAAGAUAGCUGACAUGAUUGAUGAUGAGAUUGCCUCCUUGGUCCCACAAUGGAAGAAGGAUUCGGUGAUAGAUAUGGCAACUGCUGUAGAUGGUUGUUCAAACGAUAAAGAGCAGGUGGAUCGUUUGUCAACCGAUGGUUUAGAUGCCAAGAAUGUGGCUCCUUAUCAUCGCAGGGGUGCAUCGACCAACGGUCAGUUCGAGGAGGUGACAUAUCAAGUAGAAGGAUCAGAGACAGAUGGACAACAAAAGGCAACAAGUCAUGGAGAUGAUGAAGAAGAAGCACUUUGCAAUGCAAGAAACUCUGUCUCUUCCACCAACCCUUCGAUGUCGAAUGCAUACUGGGAGGACUACGAAAACGAGAUCAAGCAAGAGCUGAGGUGGCUUAAGGCGAAGUUCGAGAUGCAGUUGAGGGAAGUUAGAGACAAGCAGCUAGGACUCCAUCCUGGAACCCCUCUACAGUCUAGUACCUCGGAAGGCAAUGAAGAUGGUGGAGGAGUUGUUUCUUCUUCUCUGAUUUUACCUAGGCUGACAAGAGAAAACGGGAAUCAGUCCAUUCCAAUCCAUAAGGAGAAUGGAGGAGUUCCAUCAGCGAAUUUUCGAGCAGGUAGAAGCCGGAGGGAGCUGUGUAGGUCUGGUAGCUUCAAGAGAUUGGAGAGGACGAGUACAACUCUAUACAGAGCAAAAUUGCUCCCAAAAUCCCUUCAUAGAGCAGCUUCCCUUCCGGUAGAUGCUGUAGAAGUUUAACACUUACAUACCCUUUUUUGCUGUAAAUUGUGAGUCUGUAUGAUGAAGCGGGAAAGGAUGUUUAACGCACAAACAAAGUGAGCUUACCAAUGUACAUUUUUUUGCCACACCAAUCACACAUCAGAAAGAAUUAAACUCCAGGUUUUAGUUCAUCUGUUGCUCCUACUACCCUGCUUGAGUGAUGACUGAAUAUUUAGGG